This is a messenger RNA of Penicillium alfredii, 1194 nucleotides long. RefSeq names its product Ketol-acid reductoisomerase. Lineage: Eukaryota; Fungi; Ascomycota; Eurotiomycetes; Eurotiales; Aspergillaceae. The transcript is spliced from 2 exons. The coding region runs from base 1 to 1194 and encodes 397 amino acids. Gene Ontology annotation, molecular function: ketol-acid reductoisomerase activity. Gene Ontology annotation, biological process: L-valine biosynthetic process. Gene Ontology annotation, cellular component: mitochondrion. The record is from RefSeq and is a predicted model, not a curated record.
AUGGCUUCCCGUGGACUUCCCCGUGCCCUCCGUCUGGCCCGUGUGGCCGCUCCCCGCUCGGUCGUUACGGCUGCCCUCCCCCGGCCGGCUCUGGCCGCUGCCGCCGCCGCCCCUCGAGUGUCCGUGGUGACUCCCACCCGUGGUAUCAAGACCAUCGACUUCGCGGGCACCAAGGAAGAUGUCUACGAGCGUGAGGACUGGCCCCGUGAGAAGCUCCAGGAGUUCUUCAAGAACGACACCCUCGCCCUCAUCGGCUACGGCUCCCAGGGUCACGGCCAGGGUCUGAACCUGCGUGACCAGGGCCUCAAUGUCAUUGUUGGUGUGCGGAAGGACGGCGCUUCGUGGAAGGAGGCCAUCCAGGAUGGCUGGGUCCCCGGCAAGAACCUGUUCGAUGUCAACACCGCCAUCGAGAAGGGCUCCGUCAUCAUGAAUCUGCUCUCCGAUGCCGCCCAAAGUGAGACUUGGCCCUCAAUCAAGCCCCUCAUCACCAAGGGCAAGACCCUCUACUUCUCUCACGGUUUCUCGCCCGUGUUCAAGGACCUCACCAAGGUCGACGUCCCUAAGGACGUUGACGUGAUCCUUGUUGCCCCCAAGGGUUCCGGCCGCACUGUCCGUACCCUCUUCCGUGAGGGUCGUGGUAUCAACUCUUCGGUCGCUGUCUACCAGGACGUCACUGGCCAGGCUAAGGAGAAGGCCAUCGCCAUGGGUGUCGCUGUCGGCUCCGGCUACCUCUACGAGACCACCUUCGAGAAGGAGGUCUACUCCGACCUGUACGGCGAGCGUGGCUGCCUGAUGGGUGGUAUCCACGGUAUGUUCCUCGCUCAGUACGAGGUUCUGCGUGAGCGCGGCCACAGCCCCUCGGAGGCCUUCAACGAGACCGUUGAGGAAGCCACCCAGUCCCUGUACCCCCUGAUCGGUGCCAACGGCAUGGACUGGAUGUACGCGGCUUGCUCGACCACCGCUCGCCGCGGUGCCAUUGACUGGUCCAGCCGCUUCCGUGACAACCUGAAGCCCCUGUUCAACGAGCUCUACAAUAGCGUGCGCGACGGCACUGAGACCCAGCGAUCACUCGACUACAACUCGCAGAAAGACUACCGCGAGAAGUACGAGAAGGAGAUGCAGGACAUCCGCGACCUGGAGAUCUGGCGCGCCGGCAAGGCCGUUCGUUCCCUGCGCCCUGAGAACCAGAAAUAA